Molecule: messenger RNA, 3283 nt
Organism: Juglans microcarpa x Juglans regia
Lineage: Eukaryota; Viridiplantae; Streptophyta; Magnoliopsida; Fagales; Juglandaceae
Exons: 4
Coding region: 863-3229 (788 amino acids)
Cellular component (GO): nucleolus
Molecular function (GO): histone H3K36 demethylase activity; histone H3K4 demethylase activity
Source: RefSeq, a predicted model, not a curated record
UCUUUAAACAUUUUUUAUGGGGGAUUUGCAGCUAUCCAAACCAGGCCUAAGUGGCACAAAGUUCCAUCCUCAGCUGUAUUAGAUAUUAUAUCUGUGAGGUGGUAUCAAAUGAAGGUCUCUGUUGUUUGUAUUCCGAAAGACUUCAGAAACGGUUUAUAUAUGUUCAACUUUGUAAACGAUAUUCCUCCGUCUGUGAUGCAUAACUAAAUUUAGAAUGCCGUGAAAGGUUACCCCAUACAAGCGGAUGGUUCGAGCUUACUCUGCAGCAAAGUGUCCAACUCGUGUCAGUGACAUCGUUUCAAAGAUCAUCUUUAUCAUCCUCCACAGCAACACAGAGAAACUUGGUCAGAUCUCCACUUCCAUAUCUGGAAUCAAUGUGUUGAGGAGUUUCUCAGCAUGAUUUUUAGGACCCAACUCGUGUUACAACAUGAAGCUGUGCCAAGCCAUCUCUGUUCAACUAUCUAUACUACUAUUGAUGGUUCAAUGGACCAUAACCGUUCAACAAUCUAUAGCUACCAUUGAUGGUUCUUAUGCUCUCGACAAACACCUAAAUUUGGUACACAUCACAUGUUUUUAAAAAAAAAAAAAAACAAAGAUCCUUUUUAUGGAUGUAAAACACUUUUUAUCUCCCAAUGUAAAUGUACGACUGAAAAAAAGAAAAGAAAAUACAUAAAACAUGUAUAAAUAAAAAUUUAUGUUUUGAUGUUGUCGUAAGCUGUGUCUAGGUACCAGCCCAUGAGCAGCAGAAAAUACAACCAAAAAAGAAACAAAACACGAGUAUCCGAUCCGAUUGAAAGUUGAAACUAGGUGCAGGGGCAGCAGACGGCAACGCAACCGCACGGCAUCGGCAGCAGAGGAAAGAAUGGAGAAGAAGCACGAGAGGAAGCGCGCAAGCCGAAAAAGGAAAAGCAAACCCCAAACUUUCUCUUACCACGACCGUAGCCUUCACCUUCACCCUCAACUUCGACAUGUUGAUGCCGACACCAUUUUCGCUCUGUUACUCGCAGGGAUCUCCAACUCUCACAGACCCGACUCUCUUUCCUUGAUCGAGAAAUGUCUAAUCAAGCUCCCUCACUCUCUUCUCUCCACCAAACCCAACCACAUCCUGUCUUUGCUUCCCUUCCUUCUCUGUUCCAAAAGGGCCUCCAUAACGUCUCGCGGUGCGGAGAUUGUGGGCAUGGCGUCGCUGUUUUCACUCGAAAUGAAUGAACGGAUUGCUUUCGAUGCUGAUAUUGUGAAAGGUUUGGUUUCGGCUUUGGCAAGUUCCAAGAGGAGUGUGUUGAUGGCUGCGUGCAAUGCUGUUCUGGAUAUGUCGACAACCUCGGUUGCUCGAGAACGCCUGCUGGCAUCCUCCGCUUUGGAGAGUCUAAUGUUUGGAUUCCUUCAGGUUCCUAAAUCUCCAGUGAUGCAAGUCUCUCUAUGCACCGUGGAUGAUGGAAAUGCUACCUGUCUCAAGAUCGGGUUUGAGGAAGACGAACUCCCAAUAUUACUUCUUACUGCAUCUGUAAUUCUCAUUAACUCCUGCAGUAUGGAACAGUUGGAAAAGAUCCCAACAAAUCUAUCUGAAACUUUCUUGGUCCUUUUGAAAAAGCUGUGGGCUAAAGUGCAUAAUCAAAUGUUGCUUGCCAACACCAUGAGAUCCAUCCAAGAGGCACACAUUUAUAUAAGCAACAUUAGAACUGAUAAUAUCGCUGAAAGCAUCUUUAGGCUUUCCAUUAAUAGUAGUCAAGUUACAGCAGCUUUACCUUUUGAAGUGGUCAAAAGAAGUAUCUUUGGUUUGGAUAGUUCUAGUUUUGAAGAUUUCAUGUUAAAUCAUUGGGAGGUAUCACCCUUUAGAAUUUCAAGGGCUUUGGAUGUAAGAGAUGAUGUUUUCAGUUCAUUUAUACGGUCUCUACACUCAGCCGAAACAGUUCCCUCCUUUCUUUCUUUAAUCCUUCAAAACUCUGUGUCUUGUUUUCCUAUUUCUUCAGAUGAACUAGGCAUCCUUAGUUUUUUGGAGGAGGUGAGGAAUAAAUUGGGUUGCCCUAUAAUCUAUCAGCAAGACAUUCGGGUGUUAAGAACAGAAAGCCAAUUGAAAAGAGAGGUGCAUUUCUUUAAGGAGAGUCUCAACUCUUGCUACAAAAAUGGUUCCCACUUUUUUAACAUUGACGAUGUUUUGAAAUGUGAAGAAGCAUAUCAAGAGGGUUACACAGUAGCACUUCGUGGCAUGGAAUUUCGCUUUGAGAGCAUCGCCGCUAUUGCAAAUGGAGUAGCAUCUAUCUUUGGCCAACCAUCUGUGGGUGUCAAUAUGUACUUGACGCCGCCUAAUUCUCAGGGUUUGGCUCGUCACUUUGACGACCACUGUGUGUUUGUUUGCCAACUUUUUGGAACUAAGAAGUGGACUGUUUUUUCUCAGCCAAAUGCCCUGUUACCUCGCUUAUAUGAUCCUCUUGAUAGCCUACCUGGUGCAGAGGCUGAGGUUUCAGUGGCUGAAUGCAGAGAGAUUUUGCUAAAAGAAGGUGAUAUCUUGUACAUUCCCAGAGGUUUUCCUCAUGAGGCAUGCACGGAUAGUGGCUGUUCCAAUGGCUCUGCUGGAUUUUCCUUACAUCUUACACUUGGUAUUGAGGUCGAACCGCCUUUUGAGUGGGAGGGAUUUGCUCAUGUUGCACUUUGUUGCUGGAGCCAGACCCAGAAGCAACCUCAGUUCUCUCUUCUCGAGUCUGCAGUACUUCUUGAUGUUAUUUCUGUGAAUGUCUUGCAUGUUGCAAUUGGGCUAGUAGGUGAUUCUGAUCCUACCUUCCGGAAGGCUUGCUUGGUUGCUGCAAUUUCUUUGUCAUCAGACACUGGUUGCUGGCUUGAUCUGCAUCAGAGAACCAUUUUCAGCCAUUUGAUUGACAAAGUCAACACAGAGUCAAGGUUCUUGGAAGCGCUUAGGAGCAUAGAAGUUGCAAUUCAGAAAACUGAAGACCCCUUUCAUCAGAUAAGAUGGCUCCGGCUACUCAAUAUGGAGGGAGAAAGCAUUGAAGGAAAUGAUUGGAAUGUGCCUUUUGUGGAGAUGGCCAAGGUAUUCCCUUUAUGUGUAAUGAACAAAGAUCAGGUAGAAGCAGCAUUCAUGCGUGUCAAGUCUAGGUUCUGUCAUGAGGUGUUAUUUGGCGAUGUGGUAGAUAGCUAUAAAAUGCUGCUCGACAAGUAUAGGAUGGCCAGAAAGCAGUAUUUGAACGGAAUGGUUUCACUGCACUGUACAUCGUGAUUCCAUACAUAUAUGUAUCAACUGAUUCUUCUUUAAUGGUUUGUUGUUCCUGUU